Molecule: messenger RNA, 5839 nt
Organism: Mustela erminea (ermine)
Lineage: Eukaryota; Metazoa; Chordata; Mammalia; Carnivora; Mustelidae
Gene: STON2
Product: stonin 2
Exons: 8
Coding region: 347-3205 (952 amino acids)
Biological process (GO): regulation of endocytosis; clathrin-dependent endocytosis; synaptic vesicle endocytosis
Cellular component (GO): synaptic vesicle; AP-2 adaptor complex
Molecular function (GO): clathrin-cargo adaptor activity
Source: RefSeq, a predicted model, not a curated record
GGAGCGAGCCUGGAGAGUGGGGAGCAGGCGGCGGCGCUGCGGCCGCGAGGGAGGGCAGCGGAGCAGCAGGGCCGGACGAGGAUCCCGGCGCCAGCGCAGCCGGCUCUGCCGCGGCGGCGUUCCGGCCGACGCUCGGGACCCUGCAGCCGGUGUCGCAGAUUUCUGCCCGGCAGAUUAGCCAAAGGAAAGAGGGACCAAUCUAUCUACGUUCUGAGCGCCACCCUCUACAAGACACUCUUAACAGAGCCGAGGCCCAAGUUCACUGUGCUCCCAUUCCCCCACCCCAGACGUUACUCUGGGGUCUGCCUGAGGCCAUUGAUGUGAAGAUGACCAGUGCCUUCCUAGCAUGACGACCUUGGACCAUGUGAUCGCCACCCACCAGUCAGAGUGGGUCUCCUUCAAUGAGGAGCCACUCUUUCCUGUCCCUUCUGAGGGGAGCACGGAAGAGCACGUCCCAGCACCGUCGUCUUACUCAGACCAGUCUGAGAGCUCCUCCGGGGAGAACCAUGUGGUGGACGGAGGCUGUCAAGAUCUUUCCCACUCAGAGCAGGAUGACUCCUCUGAGAAGCUGGGUCUCAUCUCUGAAGCAGCCUCCCCUCCUGGGAGCCCCGACCAGCCCUCACCUGACCUCGCCUCGGCUAUCAGCAACUGGGUUCAGUUUGAAGAUGACACCCCCUGGGCCAGCACAUCAUCACCUCAGAAGGAAACAGCCCUGCCACUGACCAUGCCCUGCUGGACGUGCCCUUCCUUCGACUCCCUGAGAAGAUGCCCUCUGACCUCUGAGAGCAGCUGGACCACACAUUCUGAAGACACCAGUAGCCCCAGUUUUGAUCCCUCAUACACAGACCUGCGGCUCAUCAGUGCCGAGGAGCAGAUGAGUGGCAAGGCUUCUCAGGCUGGCUCGACUGACGAGAGGACGGAGUGGCAGACAGGCAGGCAGACGGCUGUGAGUCCUGUUCAAGCAUGCACGGAGCAUUCCUCUACCUGCACCCAGGGCCUGGACCCCUCGCCACCCCUACCCCACCCCAGGAAGAGCCAGAGCCCCUGCGAGGGACCGGAAGGGGCCUCUGUUCCCAAUGACAGUUCUUCCUCAGUCCAGGAAGAUGAAGAGGUAGAGAUGGAGGCCAUCAGCUGGCAGGCCAGUAGUCCAGCCAUGAACGGACAUCCUGCCUCUCCAGUAACCUCUGCUCGUUUCCCCAGCUGGGUCACUUUUGAUGACAAUGAGGUCAGCUGCCCUUUGCCACCAGUAACCUCUCCCCUGAAGCCAAACCCACCACCUAUUGCAUCUGUGACCCCAGAUGUACCUCAUCACUCAGCUGGGUCAUUUAAGAAGAGGGAACGUCCCAAGAGCACUUUGAUGAACUUUUCCAAAGUUCAGAAACUGGACAUUUCAUCCUUAAACCAACCGCCUUCCAUAACGGAGGCUCCGCCUUGGAGGGCAACCAAUCCUUUCCUGAAUGAGACUCUGCAGGAUGUCCAACCCUCCCCUAUCAACCCUUUCACUGCUUUCUUUGAGGAGCAGGAGAGACGCUCCCAAAACAAUUCCGUUUCCAGUGCCACAGGCAAGAGCCAAAGGGAUUCUCUCAUUGCCGUCUACCAGGAUGCCAUCUGUUUUGAUGACUCAAGCAAAACUCAGUCCCACUCUGAUGCUGUUGAAAAACUCAAGCAACUCCAGAUUGAUGACCCUGAUCGUUCAGGCAGCGCGACGCUACCAGAUGAUGACCCCGUAGCCUGGGUUGAACUAGAUGACCCCCCACCUGGUUCAACACUGUCCCAGCCCAGAGAUGGGUGGCCAAUGAUGCUAAGGAUCCCUGAGAAGAAAAACAUCAUGUCGUCUAGGCACUGGGGACCCAUCUACAUCAAACUAACAGACAGUGGUUACCUGCAGCUGUAUUAUGAGCAGGGUCUAGAAAAACCAUUCCGUGAGUUCAAGCUGGAGAUCUGCCAUGAAAUUUCGGAACCCCGGCUCCAAAACUAUGACGAGAAUGGCAGGAUCCACAGCUUACGAAUAGACCGUGUCAUCUACAAGGAGAAGAAGAAAUACCAGCCCAAACCUGCUGUGGCCCACAUAGCAGAGAGGGAACAAGUGAUUAAGCUGGGCACCACCAAUUACGACGACUUCCUGAGUUUCAUCUGUGCCGUUCAGGACCGGCUCAUGAAUCUGCCGGUGUUGUCAAUGGACUUGAGCACAGUUGGCUUGAACUACCUGGAGGAGGAGAUUACUGUGGAUGUCAAGGAUGAAUUCUCUGGCAUUGUGAGCAAAGGAGACAACCAGAUUCUCCAGCACCACGUCUUGACGCGGAUCCACAUUCUGAGUUUCCUCUCUGGCCUGGCAGAGUGCCGCCUGGGUCUCAACGAUGUCCUUGUCAAAGGGAACGAGAUAGUUUCCCGGCAAGACAUCAUGCCCACCACCACCACCAAGUGGAUCAAGCUCCAUCAGUGCCGUUUUCACGGGUGUGUGGAUGAGGACGUAUUCAGCAGCUCACGGGUUAUUCUGUUCAACCCUUUGGAUGCCUGUCGCUUUGAGCUCAUGCGGUUCAGGACAGUAUUUGCAGAGAAGACCUUGCCUUUCACACUCAGGACGGCAGCAAGCAUCAAUGGGGCGGAGGUGGAGGUGCAGAGCUGGCUCAGGAUGUCAGCCGGCUUCUCCUCUAACCGAGACCCUCUCACUCAGGUUCCCUGUGAGAAUGUGAUGGUUCGAUACCCCGUGCCCAGUGAAUGGGUGAAAAACUUCCGCAGGGAAAGCGUCCUGGGGGAAAAGUCUUUAAAAGCCAAAGUGAACCGGGGGGCAAGUUUUGGCUCAGCCAGUAUGUCUGGCUCUGAGCCUGUGAUGAGAGUAACUCUGGGAACUGCCAAAUACGAACAUGCCUUCAACUCCAUUGUGUGGAGGAUAAACCGACUGCCUGACAAAAACUCAGCUUCUGGUCACCCUCACUGUUUCUUCUGCCACCUUGAACUUGGCUCUGACCGGGAAGUGCCUUCCAGAUUUGCCAGUCACGUGAAUGUGGAGUUCAGCAUGCCCACAACUUCUGCCUCCAAAGCCGCUGUAAGAUCCGUCUCCGUGGAAGACAAGACUGACGUCAGGAAGUGGGUCAAUUAUUCCGCACACUACAGCUACAAGGUGGAAAUUGAGCAAAAAAAGAGUUUGAAGCCAGACUUUGAAGGAGAUGAAAUGGAAAAUCCCAAGGAGUGUGGGGUCCAGUGAUGAAGCCCUCUUGCAGGGGGGGCCUGACCCAAGCGUCAUGACAGGACGUCUUCCUGAGCAGCUGGAGGUCAAGGCAGUACCUACCAUGGCUUCUCCUUACUGGAACAGUAUGUUGGACUUUCCUGUUUGUGGUUAUCUGUAAUCUCACAGGAAACCUUGAGAUGAUUGCUUUGGAGAGACUCUGAUAUACCUGAAGCAGGUGGUUUCCCUGACUUCUGGAGCUUGUUGUCUAAUUAAGCCUCCUUCUCUUUGCUCUGUUGAUCUUGUAGCUCUUGAGUGUGGCUUGUUGUGACUACUGGAGUUAGGAAGAGAACCUUCCACAUCAGUGUUGGCAGGAUUUCCUUCUGGUGUUCAUCUGUCACUUCCAUGAUUUUCUAGAAAACAGUCUUGAGAAUCCCCCUCUGUCAUGCCCUCUAGAAAAGGUUCAGAAGAGGUACAAAACAUAUUUCCUUUUUGGGUCUACUAGGCCUUUCAUACAUGUCUCUCUUCUUGCAAUGUUAACGCUAUGCAACAGAAGUUUUUGAGAAAUUUUCCUCCCGGUUUGGGAUCGUUUUGAUGAAGACACUUUUUCCAUCUCUCUGGUCCCAGGGUUCACCAUCCUGAGUCACAAUAGACAAUGGGAAAAGGCACAAUAGGAUAAUUUUUUAUUCUGUGAUUAGCCCCAUAUUUGGCAAAGGGUGGCUAUGAAAGGGAAAGCAAAAUUGAGCUUAUUUUUCUUCAUUCUGGGGGAAAAGAGACAUUAAUUAGAAGAUUAUAUUCAAUUCAGGAGACAUUUGCAAUCUCAAUGAAUUCCCAAAUUCACACUGAAAAACAUAGGCCAUUUCCGAUUCCUGAAACACAUGGAUAUAUGUAUAUAUAUAUAUAUAUAUAUAUAUAUAAUACCUCAGGCAUUUGUCGGGGAACUUGGGAGCUCUUCUUAUACCUCAAGCCUAUAGACAGUUGCAUGUCUCUCUGACUCGGACUUUACAUGGAAUAUAAGUGGAAAAGAUCAUUUUAAGAGCUGUUUUAAAACUGAACUUAUAUGAUCUUUUCCCUAAAAUUCAGAGUUCCAUAAUCACAGUAUUGUAACAGAUCUACAAGGCAGAAGUCUCUAGGGUAGCAAUGGGGGAAAGCCAUAUUUUUCUAAUGUUGAGAAUAUUAGUCCCAGUCCCAAGAGGCUAGGACACUCAAUUUUCUUUCCCUUCAUAUGGUCCCAUUUACACUCUGUACCUCUACUUCUUACUUGUAUCUUGGUGUUUUCUUACCACACACGGACCUAUAUCGGCCAUCCCAGAUGGGACACCUGCCCAGCAAUUUACAGGUAGGCUCUAAAUGCCUGUUUCUCCCAUGAAGAAUACAGUAAGGGGACAGAAGCAUGCUUGUCAGAUUUGUCAGAUGACACAGAGAAAUAAAUGAUAUAUCCUGUUUCGACUGGCAGAUUUAGGAUUAAUUGAUUCAAUGAAUAUUCGUUGAAUUAUAACUAUGUACUGACACUAGAAAAUAGACAUCAUCACCAUUUUUUAAAAAUACCUGAACGUAAGACUGAAACUAAAAGGAUGAAAUUCAGUAGACAUUAGUAAGAGACUGUAUUCUAGUUGCUUAAAUGCAACCCUCUAAAUACAGAGAGGUGGUGGGAAGGGUGCUGAAAAGUCCUGGUUUCAUAGCAGUUCACGUCAAAAUAGUUCAUUGUUGAAUCAGGAGUGUAUCAUGAUUAUUCACAAAGUCAGUGCAUCAGCCUGUGGUAACAAAAGCCCAGGGAGCCCUGCAUGCUGCUUUGGUCAGUCCACUUCUGGAUGGAAGGCUGAGUUCCAUUCUGGGUACCAUAUUUUAUGAAAGACAUUAUUAAAUUGUGUCCAGAGGCAGGUGGUCAGGGUUGUGAAGGGUCUGAUGAAAUAAGGAGCAGGGGAAUAGAAUAGGAGAGAAUAAAAUAAUAUCGCUGCCUUGAAAUUUCUGUUGAGUUUUAAUAAAAAGGGGAGGAAUUAGCCUUACCCUGUGUAAUUUCAAAGGGCAAAAAUAGGAACAAAGAGGAACUUUCUAGAUGACAGAUGUUUGCUUCAACAUAAAGAAUUUUUUAAUAAGAGUGGUUCUAAAGAGGAAUAGACUUGAGCAGUAAAAUUUCCGUUUGUGGCAAAUGCCCAAACAAAGGUUAAAAUAACCAUCAGUUCCAGAUGCUAUGAGAGGGACAUUGGAUUUGGACUGGAUGGCUACCAAGAUCCCUUCUGCAUAUAGGUUCAUCUCAGUAGUAACAGGACUCUCUAACUCUAGUUGUUUUUUCUUUGAUAAGUGGUUCUGUAUGCUCUUUGAAAUACAGUGGGGCUCCCUGGAGGUCUUUGUCAAGUGAGGAAGUGCCCUUCCCCUGUUGUAUGAGAGACACAUGAGAUUCCUCAUAAAAACAUCAAGGUGGACUGAAGGAGCUGGCAGAGUAAAGGUCAUUCUGGCACCUUCCUUACUUAAGGUUAGUGCCUGUGCACCCUCUCGAGAUCUCUGCCUCACCUGCUAGCAUCACGUGUGUAUUGCUUAUUGAAACUUUUUCCCCCACCGUGGUUAAUUCGCACUGCCUUUGUGCUUUUACCUGGACUUUUUUUUUUUUUUUUUUAAACCAACGCUUAGGAACAUCCCUUCCAUGCUAUCCACAUUCAACAAGCAAAUUAUUAA